GCCAUGGUCCUUGCCACCUGAGUCAUUUAUUGUGGUGCUUGAAGCUACAAAUCCAAGUACCUGCAGCACAAGAAGUUAGAAGAUGAGCUCCCCAGAAGCCUGGACAUCUGCAGCAAGGGGACUCCGCAGGCCACCGGCUUUGAAGUGAUGGUAGCAGGGAAGUUGUUUCACUCCAAGAAGGGAGGUGAUGGCUACACGGACAUGGAGAGUAAGUUUCCGAAGUUGGUGGCUGUGAUCAGAGCCGCCUUGGCUCAAGGCUAA
Molecule: messenger RNA, 261 nt
Organism: Lynx canadensis (Canada lynx)
Lineage: Eukaryota; Metazoa; Chordata; Mammalia; Carnivora; Felidae
Product: selenoprotein W-like
Exons: 1
Biological process (GO): response to selenium ion
Cellular component (GO): cytosol
Source: RefSeq, a predicted model, not a curated record